Bipolaris maydis ATCC 48331 is the source of this 1290-nucleotide messenger RNA. NCBI's taxonomy places the organism in Eukaryota, Fungi, Ascomycota, Dothideomycetes, Pleosporales, Pleosporaceae. The record is from RefSeq and is a predicted model, not a curated record.
AUGUCAAUCAGCGACAACUCUACCCUCGGCGUGUCGCAUGAGCAAGAUGGAACGGGUGAUUACUUGCAUGGUUUUGGAGACCUAGCCAUUAGCGCAGAGGACAGGUCGUCCUACAACCCAUCUUUCAUCAAGCAAUCUGUACCCUUACCGGAGCUCGACCUAGCAACUGCGCAUACUCUAGUACAUUAUCUGUACACUGGUAAAUACCAGACUCUUGGCGUACAUGCUGGUUCGGACAAGAUCAUUCCCGAAAGCUACAAGCUUAGUGUAUGCGUGUAUUGCGCCGCCGUACGCUAUAGGCUACCAGGCCUCGCAGAGCUUGCACAGACCAAGAUCAAAUUGUUUGGAGAAGAUGUGACCAUCUUCGACAUGCUUGCAGUAGCAAGACAACAUGCCUUUCCAUUGCUGCCCGAAGACGAUGCAUGGUAUCCAGCAUAUAUUGAAGAUGCGCUCCGCAAUGCCGUAACGGAAGACCCUACCCCAUUUCGAAAACCAGACUUCAUCACGACAGUUGAGGGCAGCAGCAGACUGCUGCAGCUCGUCUGGAAAACCAUGAUGAGUAACUAUGUUCCAAAGCCGGCCACGCCGACAUCAACGCCGAUAGUCAGGGCUGACAGUGUCGUCGCUCACACAUUGGAGCCUGUGCCAGACAUUUCUGAGUCGCAUGGGAAUGUGGACCCUGGAAUUGCUAUCGAGAGUGAGGAUGCCAGCAACAGCAAACGAGAAGAUGUAGCAGAACCUCAGUCACUCGUUGAAGAGCCUACCAAGAAUGCACUCGUUGCGGAGAGUGUACUAGAUGUCUCUGGUGAAGUGGGAGCCACCGCGUCCAACCCACAAUUCCUUGCUACGCCUGAGUCGUUCACAGAUGGCUUGGGAUUGAUGACCAGCAUGAAGUGGGAGCAGAUGUACAAGAAAGCAGAGCAAGAAGCGCCAAUCAGCGCGUCUCCAAAGGAAGAGCCGAAGCUGACCGGUCUUGUUCGUACCGACUCUGUAACACAGUUUGAGCAGAUGGCGGGCGCAUCUGAUCCCAAGACUACAGCCGGAAACGAUGCGAAUGCCGAAACUGGGCAGGCAUCAGCUAGUACGAGUGAAGUGGUACCCGUCAAAAAAGGCAAGAAGACAAAAAAGAUGAAAAUCACAAAGAAACCGGCUGUUCAGGCUGAACCGGUGCUAGCAAGUGCGGCAUAGGCGGCUUUUCCGUGGUAGUAUACAUCGACUACUAGAAUAGUUCUUCUGUAGAUGGUGCGUAUAGGCUGUUCCACACACAUCAAUUUGCUCUCUAUUUCAGUA